Messenger RNA from Calidris pugnax (ruff), 623 nucleotides. RefSeq names its product prostaglandin E2 receptor EP2 subtype-like. The record is from RefSeq and is a predicted model, not a curated record. The transcript has a single exon. NCBI's taxonomy places the organism in Eukaryota, Metazoa, Chordata, Aves, Charadriiformes, Scolopacidae. Bases 7 to 261 code for a protein of 84 amino acids.
GCCUACAUGGGGGCCUUUGCCGAGGAUAUCAACGAGGACGAUGACCUCAGGGCCCUGCGCUUCCUCUCCGUCAACUCCAUCAUCGACCCCUGGGUCUUCAUCAUCUUCCGCACCUCCGUCUUCCGCAUGUUCGUCCGCAGGGUUUGCCGGAGGCUGCAUUCCCGAAAACCCACCUUAAAAGGGCCCGGCCCAGGGGGGGAAGAACAAUUCUGUCCCCUGGGCUGGCGCAGGACAGACACCCCCCAGCUGGGGAUCCCCUGAGAACCUGGCUCUUGCAGAAGCCGGCGGCUGCUGGUGAGGAUGAGGAGCGAGCCUUCAGCCCCGCACCCUCAUCCCGGAGCAUCCCGGGGCAGCACGGGGCUGUCACAGGAGGGGAUGGCGUCUGGUGGGGACGUGAAGUGUUUCUGUCACCUCCCCGGGCUGAGGAACCCCGGGAUGGGGGGUGUCCAGGCUACCUGUGAAUAUUUCCGAGCAGCAGCACUUUGUGGAAGGUUUGGGGAGCGCCCGGCUCCAGGAAAAGGAGGGUUUUGGCGUGUGGUUUCAGGGCAGUGGGGACACACAGGGAGGACAGGGACGGGGGGUGGUGUCCCCCCCAGUCAAAUAAAAGUGGUUCAGAGCCCUGC